GAUAUUGGAUACUGAAUUGGUUUAUACUAGCUUGUGAAAAAGAUAUUGGAUAGUGGAUUGUGCGCGAGGAUAUAAUCUAUGCGUUGCUUUGGUCCUAAUUGCCGAAAUGCAUACGACAAAUGGACCUGAUAGGACUUAUUGUCAGGUGCUUAAGAAAACAUCAGUGCUUGCUGAAAAGCUUAUGGAAAGUAAGGGUAUUUUCUGAUUACUCAAGUUUGCUUAACGUCGACAAUAACCGCUGUUAAUGCAUUAUCGAUCCUAAAAUCGUUGCAUUGUCUGACUUCUGAACUUAUUUCCAUCCAGAGGGGUCAUAGUUAUGUGACCAAAUUGACGAAGUCCCGUGAGAGUAGGAAGAAAGACUUAGAGGAUAUUCUCUCCUCUAACUAUUUUACGGUUCAUUGGUUCGAGGAUUAUGGAUUUGGACUCAGGGCUUCCGUUUCUAUUAGGGUAAUACUUGAAAAUUCUUAUGCCUUUAGGAUGGUCAACCAUUAAUGAGAUUGCCUAGGCAAGCCAUGUUAUGUCUAGAAAAUUCAUCUACUUGUCUGAGAGACUUCGUACUACAGGAUGCUUUGGCGUCAGGUAUGGAGAACGUUGCUCUUUGUUUGCUUUUGUUGGGUGAACUGUACCAAGGAGAUGAAUCAGUGUGGCAAACUUAUAUAAAUACAUUACCUUCUGAUUACUGUACAUUUCUGUACAUGAACGAUACAGAUAUCCGUUUUUUGAAGGGCUCACCAAUUAUAGAGAAAAUUGCUUCCAACUACCUAUUCAUAUGUCGUCAAUACGCCUACUUUUGUCGCCGCUUCAAUGAAAGCCCAAAAGCACUAAACAUCUCAGGUUUCAUUUUUUGUUUUGAUGAUUAUAGGUGGGCUGUAUCAACAGUAAUGAGUAGAAGCAACUAUAUACCACAUUCUAAUGGAACAGAUAGAAUUAUGUGUCUCAUCCCAGCUUGGGACAUGUUAAAUCACAAAUCCGGUCAUGUUACAACACACUAUGAUGCUGAAGUAGAUGAAUUAGUAUUCUGUACAAUGGAGGCAUACAAACCUGGUGAUCAGAUAUUUAUAGAUUAUGGAAAUCGUUCAAAUGAUGAAUUUUUCAUGUUCUCAGGUUUUGUACCUCAAAUCAAUCCGAAUAACAAAUUGACAAUAUCACUAGGUAUCAGUUCCUCCGAUUCUUUGGCAUUAACACGUAAAGAUCUAUUACAAUCUUUUGGCUUAAAUGUCCCAUUGAAAUGUGAUCUACGUGGUGAUAUUGAAUCCAUGACAGAAUUCUUUAUAUUUUCACGCAUUUUUUCCAUGACCAAAGAUGAACUUGAUAAAUCUCUAAUAGAUUCCAAAUUGAAUUGUGCAUUAAUAAAAUCUAAGUUGGGUAAUUUAAAAUUUAAUAAAGAAAUCGCCUACGAAUACAAAGCAUUUGAUUUUAUGAUUAAUCGUCUAAAAUUAUUAAUUACUGCAUAUGGAACACUACUUACUGAGAAUUCUCCUGAAUGGAAUCAGUUAACGCCAAUUCGAAAAAAUUGUGAACGUCUCAAACAUCAUGAAAUUAAUAUUUUACGUUCUAGCAUUGAAAAUAUUCAAAACAUCAUGGACAAUAUUGGUGACAGUAUGACUGAUAACUUGUCAGUUGCUUCUAUUAAGCUUGAUGCUAACAAUUUAUGAUGUGCAAAGUUAUUAUUUCUAGAGCUAUUUGUGACUGCAAUUUUAUGUAUUUUGUUCAGCUUUUAAAAUCUCCAUAGUAGAUGAACCCCUUUCUUGAAAAUAGUAAAUUUUUAUGCUUACAUUUUAUUAAUGUUUAAGUAGGUCAUGACAAACUAAAUUAUGACAACUACUUAUUUUAUUUCAAACAUUCAUUGGUGAUACAAAGAAAGUAUUUAAAAAUCCUCUUGUGCUUCAGUUUUCCCUUCAUUUUACCUUUGUAUUUGAAUGUCAUUUUAUUGAAAAAAACUUUUACUUCUGUCGAUUCUAUAACCAUUGUAUUCUUUUAUUGUAUACCAGAUAACAAGAAAAUAAGAAUUGUAAUUUUAUUUAACUUCUUUGUCCAAUCCUCAUUUUAAGUACGUUCAACUAUGUUCACUCUUUAGUAAAAUAAAUCAUGUUAUUCACACAUUUAUACUUCUGUUGCGUUUUAGAUUUUUUGGUCCACAUUAAAAUGGUUUUUU
Messenger RNA from Schistosoma turkestanicum, 2155 nucleotides. The record is from the annotation of a GenBank genome assembly. Lineage: Eukaryota; Metazoa; Platyhelminthes; Trematoda; Strigeidida; Schistosomatidae.